AGAGCAGGGCUCUGGGUAUAAAAACUGUUAGGUGCCUCCCUCCCUCCCAGCACUAUCUCCUCUGGAACACUCUCCCUUUUCAUAGAGCCCAGAGGUCUUUAUCAGCCAUUUCCUUCUGCCACUAGGAAGCCAGCUGGAGUCUGUUACCAAAACUGAUCACCUCCUGCCGUUUAAAGCCAAAAGCUACCUAAAAAGAGAUUAUACUCCUAGCUGCUGGGGAAGUCCGCCUUGCCUUCAUCUUUACAAGCCCCCUGGGAGGGCCACACCUCUCCCACCGGAAACCCACCAGGCAAGCCUCCGCCAUCCUCCAUCUUGCCUUUCAUGUGUUCAUCUGGGUCCAGCACUUGUCCUGCCUCUUCACAUGUCUUUGCCCUUUGUCUUGGACGGACAAAAAGGAUGAAUGGACAAUCUUUGGUUGGUGGCGCUGCUGAUGCCCGUCAUGGUCCUUUUUGGAGGGACCCUUUUGGAAAUAAAGCUGGUGAGCCAGAACAUGGAGGCUUCACCCAGCUAAGCUUGGCCCUGGCGGAUGGGCCGCAAGAACAGGAGCCAAAGGAAGAGAUAGCCAUGGAGGACCUCUCCACUACAGUUAAAUUGGACCAGAGUGAAAACCAAGUUUCACCACGUCAGGGGAGAAGGUGCAUCCCCAAGGCUCUUGGCUACGUCACUGGUGAUAUGAGAGAAUUUUCCAACUGGCUUAAAGACAAACCUGUGGUACUCCAGUUCAUCGACUGGAUUCUGCGGGGCAUAUCUCAAGUGGUGUUUGUCAGCAACCCCAUCAGUGGAAUCCUAAUUCUGGUGGUACUUCUGAUCCAGAACCCGUGGUUGGCUCUCAAUGGCUGUGUGGGAACAGUGGUAUCUACUCUGACAGCCCUGUUACUUAGCCAGGACAGGUCAGCAAUCGCAGCGGGACUCCAGGGCUACAAUGGCACGCUGCUGGGAAUACUCAUGGCCCUCUUUUCAAGCAUGGGGGGCUAUUACUGGUGGCUGUUGCUCCCUGUAUCUGCCAUGUCCAUGACUUGCCCGAUUUUCUCAAGCGCGUUGAACUCUGUGUUCUGCAAAUGGGACCUUCCUGUCUUUACCCUCCCUUUCAACAUGGCGUUGUCAAUGUACCUUGCAGCCACUGGCCAUUACAAUUCGUUCUUUCCAGGCAAAUUGUUUGCUCCUGUAACCUCAGUAUCCAAUGUCACCUGGUCUGAACUUAGUGCCCUAAAGUUAUUGAAAGCCCUGCCAGUGGGGGUUAGUCAGAUCUAUGGCUAUGAUGAUCCAUGGACAGGGGGCAUUAUCCUAUGUGCCAUCCUCCUUUGUUCUCCACUCAUGUGCCUGCAUGCUGCAAUUGGAUCAUUGCUGGGGGUAGUAGCAGGACUCAGUCUUGCGGCUCCAUUUGAGAACAUCUACGUUGGACUCUGGGGUUUCAACAGCUCUCUGGCUUGUGCUGCAAUGGGAGGGAUGUUCAUGGCACUGACCUGGCAAACCCACCUCCUAGCCCUUGCCUGCGGCCUCUUCACUGCCUAUCUCGGAAUCAGCAUGACACAUGUAAUGGCCAUGAUUGGCUUGCCAGCUUGUACCUGGCCCUUCUGUUUGGCCACACUACUCUUUCUCUUGCUGACGACCAAAAACUCCAACAUCUACAGGAUGCCCCUGAGUAAAGUCACUUAUCCUGAAGAAAAUCGAUUGUUCUACCUACAAGCCAAGAAAAGGAUGGCUGAAAGCCCUCUGUGAGAGUAUCCAUGGUCAUAAGUCAUUCCUGACUAAACUGCUCCAGUUGACUUCCAGGGUCUCUGCAAACUGUUGUAUUUUUGUUUUUGUUUUUUUUACUAGUAACAACUUUUAUACUAACUCACUCGUGAUCUGUUCUUACACCCGUUUUGUAUUUUUCUUUUUGGUUCCAGGAAUAUCCUCAGACAUAUGAGAGCCACAUCCAGCUGAUGUGCUCUUGUAUGGAAGUUUAAACCCCAGUGGGGGAUCGGCGCUAAGACUGUAAUGUAUUUUAUAAAGUAGAAAUGCUCCAACAGGAAGAGGAAGUGAAACUGAAGCUAAUUAUUGAUAUUUAUUGAUAUUCUUGGUGUUUAUUCAGCUAAAUGAUGAUAACAGUAUUAAAAAUUAAGCUCUAUAAACAAACUAAGCCUUAUAGAAUUUGUUAUCAACCUAGAAUACUCAAAUAAAAGUUUGGUUUUUAAAAUUGAUGCAUGUUACCGGUUACAGCUGUGGUUAGCAUCGUGGGGGGGUGCAGGCUUAUCUCAGAGCUCAUUCCCAGUUCUUUAGCAGAAUGGCCUUCAGGCUGUUCCUUGUGACAUUCUCUUGAGGGAGAUAGUGAGUUCUUUCAAGCAGAGCCACAGGAAGAAAAAAAGGAAUUUUGCCAGUCAAAAUUAUUCUGUAUUACCACUUUCUUGGAGAACACAAAGGAUUUUUUAGGUAGAGCUUAUCAUCUUUUUUUAUGAGAAAGUAUUUAGUUUCAAUGAAAUAAAAAUAAGAGAUGUUCCUGGCUUAACUGGUUCCUAGGUAUUAAAGAAAAGUUACAUAUUUAUAAAAUGUUCAGCAUAACAAUUUUUACUUUAAUCCCUAAAUUGAUUUUGUAAAUGUCACAUAGACACAUAAUCAUCAACUUAUUUUAAUUUUUUAUUUUUUUUUACAUUCAAGAGCCCAUUAAAGUCACUUUUUAAAUUCAUUUUAAUUUAUUUAAUUCAUUUAUAAAGACUGGAGGUUAAGGUCAGAUGGCUUAGAGGUGUUAUUUUAAGCAGUUGUUGAAUUUCUUAUUUAAAAGAAGGCAAAAAAACUCCUAGCCUGCACAUUCACAAUAUUCUCUCUCAGGAACCAAUGGCAUCUGAACUACCAUAAAGAAAUGCAGGGAUUCUCCUGUUUUCCUUCUUUUGAUUUAAGUCAUCUGUUCUAUAAAGAUCCUGUGAUCAAACACAUGAAGAUGAGGUUGACAGCUGGGCUCGUGACCUUCUACUUCAGUAUGUUUCAGUUCAAUAUUUCAGAAGAUUGGAAAGGUGAAACUUUUGAAUCCUAAAGACUUCUUCCUCUUGAGUCUGUAGUUUUUAGUGCACAAUUUACAGUUUGGCUGAAUGGCUAAACAAAAGCAGGAAAGUAAACUACAAAUAUUUUAGGAAGAAGUUUACUUGUUUUCUUUUCUCAGGAAAACAAACAAGCAAACACUAUUCCAACUUGAAACCCUGUGAUUAAAACCUUUUGAAACCAUGAAUUUGGAGUUAUCAUAGGUUUAUGGAUAUUCCUGGGGAAAAACUAAAAUUUUCAGUGUUUGAACUGAAAUCCUUUUAGGGGAAUUUGUGAAGUAAGAGGUGAGGAAACAAGAAAACAAGGAUAACCAAAGAUCACCAGGGAAGAAGGAUCUGGACCACAGUUGAGUAGCUCAGAAUGCUCUAAAUUGGUUUUAAGUCAAUGCUCAGAAUGGAGCUCCGAUGUAUUAAUUAUAGUCCCUCUCCCCAUUUGCUCACACAGAUUUGUAAAUAGGAACAUUGUAAUGCCUUGUAUAUUGUCUAACUUAAAUGGUAUUUUCUCAAGCUAUUUUUGUUACUAAGUAUUAUUCUAAAAUUAACCUAUUGCAUUUUUUCUAUUGUCUGUGUAAGAAAUCCCUCUGUAAGUGUAUGAAGGAACUACACUCACACCUCAGAUUUGUAUGAUGUACCUUUUAUAGUUACUGUAUAUAUGAACAGUCACAUAAGCCUGUAUUGCUUAUAUCUUGAUGUGUUAUAAUUUUUCUUUCUUUCUUCUACUUGGUAAUAGAGGCACCCGAAGUGUAAUUAAACCAACCCUGUUUGUUUUCA
Tupaia belangeri chinensis (Chinese tree shrew) is the source of this 3785-nucleotide messenger RNA. It is a transcript of the gene SLC14A1, whose product is annotated as solute carrier family 14 member 1 (Kidd blood group). Bases 322 to 1719 code for a protein of 465 amino acids. Gene Ontology annotation, cellular component: membrane. NCBI's taxonomy places the organism in Eukaryota, Metazoa, Chordata, Mammalia, Scandentia, Tupaiidae. The record is from RefSeq and is a predicted model, not a curated record. The transcript is spliced from 11 exons. Gene Ontology annotation, molecular function: urea transmembrane transporter activity. Gene Ontology annotation, biological process: urea transmembrane transport.